This is a messenger RNA of Exophiala viscosa, 3327 nucleotides long. RefSeq lists its product as uncharacterized. Gene Ontology annotation, molecular function: ATP binding; ATP-dependent chromatin remodeler activity; DNA binding. The record is from RefSeq and is a predicted model, not a curated record. Lineage: Eukaryota; Fungi; Ascomycota; Eurotiomycetes; Chaetothyriales; Herpotrichiellaceae. The transcript is spliced from 3 exons. The coding region runs from base 1 to 3327 and encodes 1108 amino acids. Gene Ontology annotation, cellular component: nucleus.
AUGGCUUCAGCCAAGCAGACACCUGUGAAACCUUCACCUCGAGCCGAACAGUCCUCACAACUUCAGAUCAGAAACGCCAUCUGCGCCCCAGUCAGCUACACAAAGAUACUCCCGAAACCUGUUUCUAAAGAUGCGCAGAACAGAAACCUAACCAAGGCUGGUGAGAGAGAGAUCGCUGCUGAUCUUGGCUUCCAGACUUGCGCACAGUUCCACCAAUGGCUGGAUAGUCCGCUCUUCAAGGCUUAUCGGGAUGAACUGCAACAAUGGAAAGAGGAGCACGUUGAUUUGAAGAUGGACAGAGCCCGGCCAAAGGCUUACUUCAAGCUCUUAGACGAGCUGGUGUCCAAGCCGCAGGCUAAGCGAGACAAAAUCGACUGUGCAUACUUUGAAGGAACUCCUGGUGAUGCUUGGAAGAAUCAUGACUUCUUUCUUUCGACCUUGCUCCGAAUCUUCGUGGCAAAUCAAGAAGUCCAAGACUACGGAUACGACAUUGGCCCCUUUCCACACGAUAUGCCGCAGGAGCGCUGGCAUAAACUGUGGAAUGCAAUCCAAUGGUGCAGAACCAAGAAUUUCUUCACGCCCAACGGUCGCGCAUCAGCCGCCAAGCGAAGCUAUGUCAAUAACGCCUUGGCCCGCCCUUGGUAUAUGCAGCAGGGACACGGUCAGGAUGCGGAGGAUCUCGAAAUGUCGACACGACCAGAUGCCGCGGAAGAAGAGCCGCCAUUUCCAAAAUACUUCAUCACGUGGACGAACAUGCCUGCUGUCAUCGAGAAGGACGGCUUGAUGAAGGAAAUCACAUUGGCCCUCCCAGAACUCUGCGAGUUUCCAUCAUUUGAGACAUUCAAACAGCAUAUUACCAGGGAGUUUCAGUUGCAUGAGCGAGAACUCAAGGUCAGAGACCUGCUGUUCACCGUGGAGAGUGGCCCACAGGCAAGUCUGACCCGAAAAAAGGUGGCUGUAUAUUGGGAGUAUCUUACCAAGUAUCAGCUGGAAGGCUAUAUGAUGAACUUCUUCUUGGUCUCCGAAGCUCUCAAGCAGGUGGAUCUGGACUUGAUGGUCGAGAAAACGAUCAUUCCGCCUGUUCUUGCGCGAAAGUAUCAAUAUGCUCCUGACGGUUUGAUUGAGCAGAAGGAUGACGGAGACUAUGAAGUCGCAAGUAUUCCCACCAAGAGAAAGCACGAUGCCAUCAAGGAAGACGAAGCAGCCGAAGAUGGCAAGCGAAGAAAGCCAGAGGAAGCAAGUGUCGUCUCCGAAGAAGCAAGUGUCGGCCCAGAAGAAGCAGGUGUCGUCUCAGCGGAAGCAAGUGUCGUCCCUGAAUUUGAGGAACAUUAUUACAAGAACGAGGCAAUUCUCCGCCGAGCGGAUGGACUGUCCGAUGCAGGCAAGGUCUCCGUCCACGGAGAGGAGCCAGACUUGGAAGAUGAUUCUAUGGUUGAGGAUGACGGCAAGACGAUUGAUCUGAGCACUGACGACGAGGAUGAGUUGGACGAUGAAUCCAAUGACACAGGAGACGAUCGUAUCAGCGAAGGACUUGAUCCUCCAGCCGGGGGGAGCAUCGCGUCUAAAUUCGAUCUUACAGAAGACCUGGAUUAUGUCGAUGAAGGAACCUCCUCCGACGAGGAGGAUCAGCAGACAUUGCCACCGCGCAACAAGACACCGGACGAGAAAAUCGGGGCGAACAAGAAUACCCUCGAUGUUCAGAAUGCAUUCCACCACGGAGAGGCCUCAGAGCUUUCCGAUCCUUAUCAUUAUCGGGGGUUGGAUGGUCCACGGAGAAGAAAACCAGUUCUUCGAAGUGCCCCAGACUCGGAUGCUGCUAGUUCAGGCGAACUUCAGCAGGUGCAGGACAAAGACUUGCCGACCGAAGAUGUUAGGGAGCUGGAACUUGGCGCUGAGAACCAGUUUCGACUACACGAUUCGGACGAGGUCACCCAGAAACAGGUCAAGCCUUCUGAAAAGCUCAAGGCCAGUCUCGAAAAGCUGAGCCGGCUUCUGGACAAGUACAAUUACUCGGAAGAACCGUUGCUUCCGGACAGUACUACGCAAAGCAGACUUCGAAAAGAACAAAAACGCUGGACGGAGGCGCUUCAGCUUACAACCGACUGCCAUUGUGAGCCACAUCGGGCUAAGCCUACCCAAGAAACAUUGCAUGCAAGUGCCGCCAUUGCUAACAUGCGCCUCACUGGUAAAUACUUUGAGAACGAAGACGAUGUAAACGAAUUCUGGGAAAAAUACUGGAGUCUUUUGCGGGCUGCUUCUGGUGUGGAUCAGGACGAUGUCGGGCCCAAUCUAAUGCUGUCGGCAGAGGUCCUCCAGCUCAAUCAAGACGGAUAUAUCCCAGGUAUGACUGGCUUGAAGCCACGUCCAGCUCAACAGUCGGGUGCCGCGUGGCUCUUCGCGAAAGAGCAGGAAUCAGGCCUGAUACGGUCUGCAGAUGGAAAGCACGAGUAUCACACUAUGGCAACCCUGGGAGGUAUAGUGUGCGACAUUCCUGGCGCUGGGAAGACGUUGAUGUGCAUUAUGCAUCACCAAAACAUCAUCAAUCGCAUGCCGCCGGCAGGAGGGGUUUACAAGCCGAGCAUGUAUAUCGUGCCCAAGAUCGCCAUUGGUCAGUGGUACGACACUUUCAGAAACAAUGCUCCUCACAUCACGGUGUUCGUCAUCUGGGGAAAGAAGAACUUCAGGAAGACUGCAGACUGGAUGGCAGCGAAUAUAUCAGCCCAAGAUCUCGAGAAUGGCCCUGAAGGUGUACCAGAGCGGUUGAAGUUCGCAUUUGACACUACUGAUCCCAGAGCGGCGUCGGUAGCCUUUGCCAUCACCAAGCAGACUUGCGAAAGCCGAUUCAAAGACCCUUCCGCCUGGAGAGGGCGGUUCGUGAGAUGCUUCAUCGACGAAGCCCACUGUAUCAAAGACCCUGACGCGAGCAUUUCAAAGGUCGUCAAAGGCUUUCAGUUCAAGUAUCGCCACCUCAUCACUGCCACCCCCAUGAUCAAUGAUAAGAAGAUAUCAUUGGCCUUGCGGACUAUCUCUACCGUUCGGAAUGGGCUGACAAAUAUGGAUACGAAGAAGAUUUUGACGUAUUUGACCCUGAAAUCGAACUCACUGACCCCCGAGUCGGUAGACGCAGCGCGAGACGUCCUUGCCGACGAGUUCAAGCGCCUUAGGGAGAUUAUGCCUAAGAUCAUGCAACCGGUGCAGUUGAGGGGGGCAAAUGGUACGAAGCUGCCGGUGGGAGAUGGAUCAUAUGUGGUCAUGGGGGACGACCUUCCGCCGUAUGAGGCUAUUACCAUUGAUUUAUGUAUGGAGAGCUCAGCCGCAAACGAGUAA